AUGGAGGCGACCGCUAGCCCGGACGGCUACAGGUCUCUCAACACCGGUGAGCUGAGGGAGCUUUUACAAAGCGACGACAAAAUGGAGCAAAUCAUUCGACUCAAUGAGAAGUUCCAGGAGCUCCAAGUAGACAGAGAGAUGAUGCUGGUGUCCAAUCGCAGCCUGGCCGACACCAGCCUUGCUCGGCAGCCCCACCUUAAUAAUGGCCGAAUCCAGUUGGCGGAAAAAUACCGGGAGCUGUCCAACCUGGCAAAUGUUUGCUGGGAAAAACAGAGUCAACUUGGAACUAGAGCCCAGAAGCACAGCUUGCAAAGUGCCCAGAACCUUCUGCAGGAAGAGGUGGCACGCGCCGAGGAGAACUCAGAGGAGUUUCUGGACAAGUUUAUGGAGGGGAACAUGAGCCUGGAGGAUUUCUUAGACUCCUUCCAGAGCUCCAGGAGGACUUACCACAUCCGACGAGCGCAGGCCGAGAAGAUGCAGGACUUGGCCAAGAAGCACACUGGCAAAGUGGGUGGUGAUGACGCAGCAGGCAAAGUCCAAGAAGAGGUAAAAGCGGAUUCCGAACGUCACCCGGAAACCCCGCGACCCAACGGCUACUUGGCUCAGGGCCCUCUUAGAGUCUUCCAGGUACGCUACGGCCUGACGCCGGCCAUCCUUUUGCCGCAUUACCCCGUUUCCCCCGCGGCGGCCUCGGGGCCCGCCCACCAGGCCAGGACUCCUCCGCCCGAAGCCCUCCCGCAGGGACACGUCCUGGGCCAAGGAGCGCCCCUCCACCCGGUGGGGCUUCGGGUCAUCGGACAGCUGCCUGGGGGCUGGCCGGCCAACGGGCGGCCGGUGCGCUUGCAGCAGCUGUAUAGGCCCAACCCCCAGCAGCCUCAACCACCCUUCCGAUAG
Messenger RNA from Nerophis lumbriciformis (worm pipefish), 894 nucleotides. NCBI's taxonomy places the organism in Eukaryota, Metazoa, Chordata, Actinopteri, Syngnathiformes, Syngnathidae. The record is from RefSeq and is a predicted model, not a curated record.